AUGGAUUGCCAAGAGGCCACUGGGAGGGCCAUCGGGGCCGUUGGUCCAGUUCUCAAAGGCCGCCAAGGCCACCAGAAGGCCCCCAGGUCCGGGAGGGCCGCAGGAAGGCCGCCAUGGUCGUCCAAAGAUGUCUCCGCGGCCAAGGGAAAACCACCGGCUGUUAAAGAGACCGCCGGUCGCUGGAAGGACCACCCGCGGGUCGUCGGGGCCACCAGCGAGGCACCCAAGGUCACCAGCGAGGCCGCCGCCGAAGCCGCCGCCACCGCUGCCAAAGCUGCCGAGGCCGCCGCCAAGGCCACCGCCGCUGAAGCCGGACAAGCCACUUCAGAACCAGCCAACUUUUGCUCCUCAGCUCCCUGCCAGAACGGAGGAACCUGCAGAGACCUGGAAGGUGGCUACCAAUGUUUGUGUGCCCACAGUCCCCUAGCUUACGUGGGAAGACACUGUGAGUUGCUAGCUGAGCCGUGUGAUGGACACCCUUGUCCACCUGAGUGGAGUUGCAGUGGCACACCUGGAUACCUGAAUUACACUUGCCACUGUGGGUCCGGUUUGGCAGAGGUCUCUUGCAGAUCCCAAGAGGAUGAGUGCAAGACUAACCCUUGUCCUCAGCCUGGCUUUGAGUGUGUCAACCUCCAGGAUGGGUAUGGCUGUCACUGCCCAAGUGCAAACAUCUGUCCAUCAAGGUCUUCCAUUUGUUCAAGUCAACUUUGCAACAAUGGCACCUGCCUUGAGGAUGGAGGGGCGUACACCUGCCAGUGCCCGCCGGGACUCACUGGUGCCCACUGCGAGGGGGAGGUAGACGAGUGUGCCUCCAACCCCUGUCAGAACGGAGCCAUCUGCCUCGACCGAGUCAACGAAUACAGUUGCUUUUGCGUGCCGGGAUUUCAGGGCUACCGCUGCGAAAUUGACAUCAACGAAUGCGCCUCCCAACCUUGUCAACACAACGGCACCUGCCACAACCAGAUAGACCAUUACGUCUGCCAGUGUCUGCCUGGCUACACAGGUGUGAACUGCGAUGUGGAGGUCAACGAGUGUGAAUCGAGUCCCUGUUGGCACGGUGGCACCUGUUCUGACCAUAUUGGGUUCUUCAUCUGUUCCUGCCUGCCGGGCUACGAAGGAACCCAGUGCGAAGUGGAUAUUGAUGAAUGCCACAGCCAGCCUUGUCUGAACGGAGCCAUCUGCCAGGACUUGGUCAACAGCUACCAGUGUGACUGUCACAACACUGGCUUUGAAGGACAACAUUGUGAGUCGGACAUCUUGGAGUGUGCUUCACAACCUUGUCAGAAUGGGGCCCCUUGCUUGGAAGGAGCUGGAUUUUACAACUGUUCUUGCUGGCCAGGGUACGUAGGAACACACUGCGAAGAAGACCUAAACGAGUGUUCAACACACCCGUGUCUCAACGAUGGAGAAUGCCUCGAACGGUCCAAUCAGAGCUACUACGGGAGACACAUGGAUUUCCCCGAGCAAUUUAGCUACCGAGCAGCUGCUGGUUUCAUCUGCAGUUGUCAUCCUGGUUUUGAGGGCGAAACCUGCUCCAUCAACACAGAUGAAUGCGAAUCUCAGCCGUGUCAAAACGGAGGAAGCUGCCUGGACUUGGUGAACAGCUACCGGUGUGACUGCUUACCUGGAUAUUCAGGGACCGAGUGUGCCAAUGAGAUAGACGAAUGCCAAGACCACCCUUGUGAAAACGGAGGGAUCUGUGAAGACAGCAUCGCCGACUAUAUCUGCCAUUGCACCCGCAACCCAGAUGGCACAGCCUGGGGCGGGAAGAACUGCUCUGUGGAGCUCACUGGCUGCGAGACUCACAACUGCCAAAAUGGGGCGUUGUGUGUCCCCACCUUCCAAUCGGAGGUCCACGGCUACCUGUGCCAGUGUCCUCCUGGAUUUUAUGGGCCCACCUGCUCCACACCAACCACCUUCUCGCUCACAGACAAUGGCUACCUCUUAAUCAACACCUCUGCAGAUGGUAAGAACACAAGUGGUCAUGGAGCCAGCGUGGCUCUCCAGUUCCGGACCACCCUGCUCAACGGCCUCCUUUUCUACCGAGGCCACCAAACGGAGCAUCUGCUUCUGGAACUCUACGCUGGCCUUCUACAGGUGAUGCUCUUGACCCAGGAGGUCAAUGUCUCUUUCACCCUGGAGGCACCGUCGGUGAAUGAUGGCCACUGGCACAAAGCAGAAGUCUCUGUGGAAGAGUCUCUAGAAUUCAGACUGUGGCAUGAAGCUUGCCAAGGAGGCCUCUGCCACUUCAGCCAUCCCCUUGGCGAGACCAGCCCCGUUUCUCUUUUGCCCUCGUUUCUGAAUAUAUAUGUUGGAGGUGUUGAGGAGACAUUAAUGAUCAACUGCACAGGACACUUCACUGGUUGCCUGGAAGACUUCCAGAUUGACUCCAAGAUAUUCUUACCUGAGGAGGUAGAAGGGCUACAGCUUCCUGGAUUUCAGCUGGGCUGCGAGAGAACGGAGUGGUGUCAAUCUCAGCCUUGUUCCCACGGUGGUCAGUGCAUUGACUUCUGGACAGACUUCCGUUGUCGCUGUUCUCGGCCUUAUGAAGGCCACACUUGCGCCUAUGAAUCUCCUGCAGCAACAUUUGGCCAGGACAAUUCUUCUAGCUUUGCCACCUUUGAGGUUCCCGACAGACUUGGGCCAAAUUUUAACCUCUCUUUUUUUAUCCGGACACGGAAGGUCAGUGGCCUCAUAUUCCAGAUCGGCAACGGAAGCAAUGUUUUCCUUACAGUAUAUUUGAAGGACGGGAAGCUCCAGAUCGAGGCACCAUCUGCUGCUUCAGUGGGAUCUUCUGGAAAUCUGGCCGAUGGCACCAGGCACUUUGUGGUGCUCUCCUUCCGGGAAGGCCUCAUUCGGACCAGCCUGUUAAACAGAGAAGAAGAGCUGGGAGAUCUGGCCGUCAGCCUUCUUGCCGCCAAUUUUGAGGUUCAUGUCGGUGGGCUCCCCCACCAAGAAAACCUGGACCCCUGGGGAGGACCUUUUAAAGGCUGCCUGCAGGAUAUCCAACUCAACCACCGCCAGAUGCAGUUUUUCCCUCCUCCAGAUAACGACAGCCUUUCACGGGACGCGUUUGUGGGACGAAACCAGAACGUGGUUCCAGAAUGCCUGUCAGAUAAUGCCUGCAAGUCUUCUCCUUGCCUCAACAGUGGUCUCUGUACGGUCACCUGGAAUGACUUUAACUGCAGUUGCCCACCCAACUUUACCGGAAAAUGUUGUGAGGAGAAAGUCUGGUGCCAAAGUGAUUUGUGUCCCCCGCCUACCACUUGUGUGGAUGUCCCCUCUGGUUAUAUUUGUCUGGCCAAUGCCACAUUUGAUGAGCGUGACGCAGUUGAAUUCACAGCAAAUAUGUCAGUCACCAAAGCUCUUCACGGCCUCCGCCUGGACUUCAGAACGCGGGACGCCGACGCCGUCUUGAUACAAGCCGUAGAGGAAGUAGAUUCUCUUCUGGUGGCUAUUCAAAACUCUUCGCUCCUGGUUGAAAUCCGGAGUGGGAAUGGCGUCGAGGGAGUAAACUUUCUCAGGCCGAUGCCCAUCUCUGAUGGCUCCUGGCACACCCUCUUUUUGACCAUGGAAGAGCCCUCAGCCUAUUCAUCAAGGUGGCACCUCCAACUGGACAAUUCCACCAACACAACUCUCCUGGGAAAUGCGGGCAGCCUGGAUUUCUUAAAAAGCAACACGUUGAUUGUCUUGGCUGAAAACUUCACGGGCUGCCUUGGACAUGUAGACAUUGGGGGGCUGAUUUUGCCCCUGGCCAGCCACCCUCUUUACCCACAGCCGGAACAAUUCGUGCAAGUGACCAGCAAGCCCAUCCUUCUGGGCUGCCAAGGAGCAGACAUCUGUUCUUCCAAUCCCUGUCAUCAUGCAGGCUCCUGCUUGGACCUCUUCAAUGCCUUCAGUUGUGCCUGCCAGCCUGAGUGGGAAGGGCCACUGUGUGAGACCAACACGGAUGACUGCAAAUCCAGCCCGUGUCUUCACGGGGAGUGUGUGGACCUAGUGGGAGACUUCCAGUGCACCUGUCAUAAGGGUUUCAUUGGGAAGCGUUGCCACAUCAAUGUAGAUGACUGUGUGAGGCACCAGUGCCAGAACGGAGGGGUAUGUGUGGACGAAGUCUACAGCUACACCUGCAAAUGCCCGCCAGAAUACUCUGGCCCUCUGUGCGAGUGGCCCUUCCCCCGUGAACAAUGUGGCAAGAACUUCACCUGCUUGAACGGUGGAAAAUGUAUGAGUGGCCCCUGGGGAGCCAACUGCAGCUGCAAGACCGGCUACACGGGGGAGAAGUGCCAGAUCAACAUCAGUGACUGUGACCCCAACCCUUGCAAAAACGGGGGGACGUGUCAGCGCUCCACGAAUCGGUUCUGGUGUAUAUGCGGUGCCAACUACGCUGGAGAAUAUUGUGAUGUUAGCAGAGGGGGUCUCCCAGGCCCUACCUUCCCAUUCCCCUUGGUUGAAGUGGCGGUGCCGGUCGUCUGCAGCUGCUUGUUUCUUCUCAUCAUCAUCCUUGUCCUGAUGGUCCUCACUGCCCGGAAGAGGCGCCAGUCCGAGGGAACCUACAGCCCGAGCCAACAGGAAGUGGCCGGAGCUCGCCUGGAGAUGGACAGUGUACUCAAAGUCCCACCAGAAGAACGUUUAAUAUAA
Molecule: messenger RNA, 4638 nt
Organism: Protobothrops mucrosquamatus (brown spotted pit viper)
Lineage: Eukaryota; Metazoa; Chordata; Lepidosauria; Squamata; Viperidae
Gene: CRB2
Product: crumbs cell polarity complex component 2
Exons: 13
Coding region: 1-4638 (1545 amino acids)
Biological process (GO): Notch signaling pathway
Molecular function (GO): calcium ion binding; Notch binding
Source: RefSeq, a predicted model, not a curated record